AUGCCAGACCCGUCCAAAUCGGCUCCUGCGCCCAAGAAGGGUUCUAAAAAGGCUGUCACCAAGGCACAGAAGAAAGACGGCAAGAAGCGCAAGCGCGGCCGCAAGGAGAGCUAUUCUAUCUACGUGUACAAGGUGCUGAAGCAGGUGCACCCCGACACCGGCAUCUCGUCCAAGGCCAUGGGCAUCAUGAACUCCUUCGUCAAUGACAUCUUCGAGCGCAUCGCCAGCGAGGCCUCCCGCCUGGCGCACUACAACAAGCGCUCCACCAUCACGUCCCGCGAAGUGCAGACGGCCGUGCGCCUGCUGCUGCCCGGCGAGCUGGCCAAGCACGCCGUGUCCGAGGGCACCAAGGCUGUCACCAAGUACACCAGCUCCAAGUGAGGCGUUCCCCGGCGUCCUGAACCCAAAGGCUCUUUUCAGAGCCACCCACACGAUCGAGAAAGGGUUUCGAACACGGUGACGGGUUAUGUAACCUAAUAUGUCUCCAUGUACCCUAGCGGUUGCCGGGUGCGGCCGAAUCUGAGCCGUGUGUGUGUGUGUGUGUGUGUGUGUGUGUGUGUGUGUGUGCGCGCGCGCGCGCGCGCGCGCCGGCGAACGAGAAAAACUGCUCGUUACAGAAAUCGGGGUAGAAACAGUGCUCAGGUGAUGUAGCUCAGUAAUGUUGGGAGGCGAUCAAGGACCCCCCACUCCCUCCCUCCGCACAGAGCUAUUAACUCACGACGAGAUUUUUUUUUUUUUUUUUUUUGAGUCUCGCUCUGCCGCUAGGCUGGAGUGCAGUGGCGCGUUCUCGGCUCACUGCAACCUCCGCAUCCUGGGUUCAGGCUAUUCUCGUGCCUCAGCCUUACGAGUAGCUGGGAUUACAGGCACGCGCCACCACGCCCGGCUAAUUUUUUUUAUUUUUAGUAGAGACGGGGUUUCACCAUGUUGGCCAGGAUAGUCUCGAUCUCCUGACCUGGUGAUCCAUCCGCCUCUGCCUCCCAAAGUGCUGGGAUUACAGGCGUGAACCACCGCACCCGGCCCCAAAUGUCUUUUAUAAGCAAGUGGUGCAUUCCUGGAUGCUGAGCGCUUGCGCCCGAUUCAGGACCGGGUCCAGCUGAACUUGGCGUGCGCCGUGCAGGUGAGGGGUGCGGGUCAUCUCCCCCAAAAGACCCUGUGCCAACCUCCCCAACCCUACCCCCCCCAUGGGCGAGGCCAGACGUGGCGCAAGACCACGGGCUCUGAUGCCAUGGGUGUUGUCAGUUUCCCCUGGCAGUGGUGCCUGGCUCUGCAUUUGCUUAAGACUUUUCCAUCCCUGCCUGGACCAGAGAGACAUGUUUAGAUUUAAGCAAUGAACAUUCCGGGAGGAUAUUUUCCUGGCAGGAUACUGCGAUGGCAGAAUGUUUGAUACCGAAUCGAAGCACGGCGUCAAAGCAGCGCCCUGAGCGGGGGAGCCGGAUAUAAUAAGCGACCCCAGCUGCCGGUAACUUUAACCCUUAUGGGAGUGGGGGUGGGGGAAGGGGUUUAUUUAGGAGGAAAGGAAUUCCCUUUUUCUGAGCAAAUGUAGCUGCCUCCCUCUUCAGCCACAUUAUUUUCUGCGAGGCGUUAGCAACACAGAAUUCCUUUCCUACCCCCUCCAAAUUCACGGCAUUUAUUUGGGGAGUGCCAUUUUGGCGCAGGAAAGCUCUUUGGCACGAAGAGUUUUCGCUCUGAAAAGGGCAUCGUUUACGUUUUCAUGACUUGGCUUUUCUUUAGAAAAAGAAGAUUUCCAGUAACUGCAUCCUCAAACCGUUGUGAAAAUUCGAAGUGUUGAGCGUUUGUGUUACCCUUUCCAGCAGGGAAUAAAAAUUCAAUAAAGUUAAAUGAGAAAUAA
This is a messenger RNA of Symphalangus syndactylus (siamang), 1849 nucleotides long. It is a transcript of the gene H2BC26, whose product is annotated as H2B clustered histone 26. Gene Ontology annotation, molecular function: protein heterodimerization activity; structural constituent of chromatin; DNA binding. Gene Ontology annotation, cellular component: nucleosome. The record is from RefSeq and is a predicted model, not a curated record. NCBI's taxonomy places the organism in Eukaryota, Metazoa, Chordata, Mammalia, Primates, Hylobatidae.